This is a messenger RNA of Mauremys reevesii (Reeves's turtle), 1340 nucleotides long. Its product is annotated as zinc finger protein 391-like. The transcript has 4 exons. The record is from RefSeq and is a predicted model, not a curated record. Gene Ontology annotation, biological process: regulation of transcription by RNA polymerase II. The coding region runs from base 506 to 1171 and encodes 221 amino acids. Lineage: Eukaryota; Metazoa; Chordata; Testudines; Geoemydidae. Gene Ontology annotation, molecular function: DNA-binding transcription factor activity, RNA polymerase II-specific; RNA polymerase II cis-regulatory region sequence-specific DNA binding.
AGAGAUGGGCCCGGGCACCUUCCUGCGCUCAGCCCAGCGUGUGCACCGGCGAGGGGUCGUAUCAUGGGACUGCCUACAAUGGCAUGUAGCUGAUCUGUGACUGCUAGUAGCAAAUAUCGCCAACGGCCGAUGAUGGAGCGCUAGAUGGGUCGGGCUCUGACUUACUACAGAGAAUUCUUUCCCAGGUGUCUGGCUGUAGGGUUUUCUAUUGAGCUCCUGGGGAUGCGACCACAGUCGGACCAGGAGGAAAGGACAACACCGGAGAGGAAUCAGGUGAGCAGGAAGUUAGACCAGCUGUGAACCCUGCAGGGCGGCACGGGAGUCCCAGCAAAGCCGCCCAGAGCCUCUCUAGCAGGGAGCAGAGAAGAAGGAAGGGGGAUCCCCGAAGCUGCCUGGGAGGAGCCAAAGGGAACAGUCCUAGUAGCGAAGCCGGGUUGCAGGCAGGCUCGUUGGAUUGGCUACGCACAUAACCCCAGGCUGCUGGAGCACCCUGCUGGCCGCACUCAUGGGUGAGAAGGCCAACACGUGCCCGUACUGCGGGAAGGGCUUCCGGCGCAGCUCCCACCUGACCCGGCACCUGGGAACCCACUCAGGCGGGGAGCAGCGCCCCUAUGCCUGCAGCCACCGUGGCAAGGGCCCAGCCCUGACUCCGCCGCCGGCGGGCGAGCGCCCCUACUCCUGCACCCACUGCGGGAAAGCCUUUGGGCGCAGCGCCCACCUGGCCCGGCACCAGGAGACCCACUCUGGCGAACGCCCCUACAAGUGCACCUACUGCGGGAAAGCCUUCGGGCGCAACGCCCACCUGACCCGGCACCACGGCACCCACACCGGCGAGCGCCCCUACCAGUGUGGUAUCUGUGGCAGGGCCUUCACCCGCGACGCCCACCUGACCCGGCACCAGCUCGUCCACACUGGCGAGAAGCCCUUCCAGUGCGGUGUCUGCGGCAAAGCCUUCACCCGCAGCGCCCACCUGGCCCGGCACCAGGGCACCCACACGGGCGAGAAGCCUUUUGAGUGCGGGGUCUGCGGCAAAACCUUCACCCGCGACGCCCACCUGGCCCGGCACCGGGCCACUCACAGCGGCGAGCGUCCCUACAAGUGUGCCAACUGCGGGAAGGGCUUCGGAGCCACCUCCCACCUCCUCCGCCACCAGAGGACCCACCAGGAGUAGCUGCCCCGGCGUGGAAUGCGGGAACCAAGGGGCAGUGGUCCCCACACCCCCAGCGCUUGCUUCCAUCAUGGGAGGAGAGGGCAUGGGAAUCAGGGGGCACCAGUUCCCGCGUUGCCACCCACUGGGGCGUCCCUCCCACAUGGGGAACUGAGGAGGUGCCAGCUGUCAU